Molecule: messenger RNA, 2749 nt
Organism: Girardinichthys multiradiatus
Lineage: Eukaryota; Metazoa; Chordata; Actinopteri; Cyprinodontiformes; Goodeidae
Gene: uba2
Product: ubiquitin-like modifier activating enzyme 2
Exons: 17
Coding region: 125-2068 (647 amino acids)
Biological process (GO): protein sumoylation
Cellular component (GO): cytoplasm; SUMO activating enzyme complex
Molecular function (GO): SUMO activating enzyme activity
Source: RefSeq, a predicted model, not a curated record
UGAAUUUGACGCACGAAGAAGAAGCCAGCCGGCGGUGGGCGGGACGUAGAAGAAAGAGGAGCUAGCUGUUAGCCGCUAACUACCCGGUGCUGCUCGCAAGGUUGCUCUACGUCUAUACAUCAACAUGGUCCAAUUAGUGGGUUCCCUCCUAAAAGAGCUGGCUGACUCCCUGUCCAGUUGCAAGGUUCUGGUGGUGGGAGCGGGAGGAAUCGGCUGCGAGCUGCUGAAAAACUUGGUCCUCACCGGGUUCAAGAACAUUGAUGUGAUUGACUUGGACACAAUCGAUGUGAGCAACCUGAAUCGUCAGUUCCUCUUUCAGAAGAAACAUGUUGGCAAGUCCAAAGCACAGGUGGCCAAGGAGAGCGCCCUGCAGUUCUGUCCCAGUGCAAAUAUCACAGCCUACCAUGACAGCAUCAUGAAUCCUGAUUACAAUGUGGAAUUCUUUAGACAGUUCAUGCUAGUGAUGAAUGCUCUGGAUAACAGAGCUGCCCGUAACCAUGUUAACAGGAUGUGCCUGGCAGCUGAUAUUCCUCUGGUAGAGAGCGGCACCGCAGGGUACCUUGGACAGGUCACCGUCAUCAAAAAGGGAAUGACAGAGUGCUAUGAGUGCCAACCAAAGCCAGCCCAGAAGACCUUCCCAGGAUGCACCAUCAGAAACACACCAUCGGAGCCCAUUCACUGCAUCGUCUGGGCGAAAUAUCUCUUCAACCAGCUGUUUGGAGAAGAAGAUGCAGAUCAAGAAGUCUCACCAGACACUGCUGACCCAGAGGCUGCAUGGAAUCCCGAAGAGACAGCAGCUCGUGCCACGGCCUCGGAGAAGGAUGGCGACAUCAGGCGCGUUUCCACCAAGGAAUGGGCCCGAUCCACCGGAUAUGACCCGAUCAAACUCUUCAACAAGCUCUUCAAAGAUGACAUCAUGUACCUCCUGACCAUGGACAAGCUGUGGAAAAAGAGGAAAGCUCCCACUCCUUUGGACUGGCAGCAGCUGGAGAACAGUGGACAUGCUCAGGGGGAGAGUCCCACAACUUCCGGGUUGAAGGACCAGCAGGUUCUGGAUGUUUGGGGGUACUGCCAGCUUUUCCAGCACAGCGUGGAAAGUCUGCGCUCACAGCUGCAGGAGAAGGGCGAGGGUGCCGAGCUCGUCUGGGACAAAGAUGACCCUCCAGCCAUGGACUUUGUUACUGCAGCAUCAAACCUGCGAAUGAACAUUUUCAGCAUGAACAUGAAGAGCCGCUUCGAUGUAAAAUCUAUGGCAGGAAACAUCAUCCCAGCUAUCGCCACAACCAACGCUGUCAUUGCAGGACUCAUCGUGCUGGAAGGACUGAAGAUCCUCUCUGGAGAGCUGGAAUCCUGCCGCACGAUCUUCCUGAAUAAAUGUCCGAACCUCAGAAAGAAACUGCUGGUGCCGUGUAUUUUGGACAAGCCCAGUCUGAACUGCUACGUCUGCGCCAGCAAACCAGAAGUUACAGUUAAAGUCAACGUGCAAAAAACAACGGUUCUGUCUCUGCAGGACAAGAUCCUAAAGGAACGGUUUGGCAUGGUCGCUCCAGAUGUUCAGAUAGAAGACGGCAAAGGAACAAUACUCAUUUCCUCAGAGGAAGGAGAGACGGAAGCCAACAACAACAAAUUCCUCUCUGACUUUGGGAUUCGUAACGGCAGCCGUCUCCAAGCUGACGACUUCCUCCAAGACUACACGCUCCUCGUCAACGUUCUGCACACUGAGGAGCUGGAGCGUGAUGUGGAGUUUGAGGUGGUGGGGGAGGCUCCAGACAAAGCUCCUCCCCCUCAGAGCAACCAGGAGGAAGUUAACAGCAUCACCAAUGGCAACAAAGACUCCGCCCAGCCUUCUACGUCUUCUAAAGCUGCAGCAGAAGAUGAUGACAUCAUGAUAGUCGACUCUGAUGAGGAGGGGGGUGCACCGUCCAGCUCUGCAGCGGCGACGACCAGCACUAAGAGGAAGCACCCGGACCCGGAGACCAGUGAAACCUCCACCAAGCGCCCACGGACGGACCCAUCGGCUACAGCCGCUGCAACAGACGACGACGACGACAUAAUUGCUUUGGACUAAAUCCGUCUGAAUGACUGAAUUCUUUGUGUUUGGCUUCAAACAGACACUAGGCUGAAAUGAAUAAACCACCAGUUCAAUGAAGAACAAUUUCAUUUUUAGUCCCCUCCCCUUUUUGUGCUUUCAUACCCACUUUCUGACAUGACGCUGUAAAUAGAUUCAUAUUUUAACAAACUUUUGAAAAUUCAGUAAAGUUUGCAUAUUUUUAUUCAUUUAAAGUUCUGAACUGCUUCUGUUGAUGGUUUAAAAAGUGCUUUUUGUAAUUUGUUUUAUAAAUGUACUGUAUUUCUCAUGCAACACAAGUCAGGGUGUUAGUGGAGGUCUCUGUAAAGGUGAAAAAAGAACAUGUCAGCAGUGAAACGUGAAAGAGGUGAACAGGCAGGCGGGCCGAGGUGUCUGAAGUCGUGGUACUCCUGCCUGUAAAUGCUGAUGAUGUCUUACGGGUUCGGUGAUGCUCAACACUGACAGGUUCUGUCCAGUUUGUGCCAUAAGGGUGUUGGUUUGCUACCUCUUUUCCCCAGUUAAAAUGAUUUUUCUGCAAAAAUGUACCCAUACAUCUUUAACUUGGCCAUACUGAGCCAUUGGCUCCUGGAGAAUCCAAACAAAAGUUACCUAGAUAUUGGUUUUUUGUUCAAGAGCUUUUUGGACCAGUUUGAUGAAGACAAUAAAUACAACAGUUUCUGA